AUGGAGGCGCUGCUUCACCCUUCUGUCUUUGUGGUGGAUAUGUGCUGGAGGCUCCUGAUGGUGUGCGUGCUGUGGGUGGUUCUGGGAGGUUGUGUCCAUGCCCUGAAGUGCUGCCUGCGGUCACAACAGAACCAGGAGGGGCCUCCACAGAGGAUACAGCAGGAGGUUGUGGCUGAAAAUAGGAAUAACCAGUAUUCAUGGGUGACCCAGUCAAGGAGCCCGGACCCCAGUGUUCCUUUGGCUCUUGUCCUGGCCGACAGCCUGCUGCUGUGUGUGCUCCAGGAGCCCCUGGCAGAUCCCAGUGUACCCCACAUUCACAUUCUCCUCUCCAGACUGGUGUCACUGUCUCACAUACUUGAGAAGGCCAGUACUGAACCAGUGGCAGCUGAUGUAGUGAGAGACAAAGUGCAGCUGAUCCGCUCCUACCUACAAGACAGGAUGAGGUUACUACGAGCUCUUGUCCAGGUGCAGGGGGAUUUUGAGGCCAGCGUGAAGGACAUGCUGGAAGGCCUAGACGGCCUGUGGGCCCAGCUGGAAGAGCUACAUACAGGGGUCACACUAACAAAAGAGGAGAACCGAGGCCACGGAGACCUGGCCUUGGCACAGAGAGAUGCAGAGACUUUGUUUGCAGUUUUGAGCGGCUACAGGAACAAGCUUCAGUCCUGCCAGACUCAUUUGAAGGACAGCACACAACUUAUACAGGAAUUAACCUGGAGUCACAUUCGUAUAAGCGACAGUGUGAACAGCAGCAGUGAGUCAGUCUGGCCAGAACUGUUGCUUCAGUCCAGCAUUGAGCAGUUUGACAAGGUGCAGGAGAGUUUCCUUUCCCUGGAACAACAGACCUGUACUUUCCAGGCCCACCUGGAGGGACUUGGAAAUGGAAAUCAGGAAGGACAUGGAGGUGCCCUCACUCAUACUAACAGGGCCCAUUCAUGUUCAGUCGCUCCGGUGACUUCCCCACAUCUCCAUGAUCACACAGGCGAUGAGUCACUGGAGCACCGUGACUCAACCUCUGCAGCCUCAUCUGCCCCCUCAGUGGAGGCAGACACUGAAACCGAAACAGACACUCCUCUCUCACUGUGUGAGAGGUCGGCUCUGCACUUCUCCUCCACGAUUGAACGCCUGAGUAAAUCUGGAAGGCGGAAGUGAUUUUGAUCAGAAUCCACUUGGCGCACGCACCAGAGUGUUUAUUUAGACAGGUAUUUUCAAAUGUUGAUCAUUUGCUGGUUGCUACAAAAUAGAGUAUUUAUUGAAUGUUUACUUUGGUGUU
Messenger RNA from Monopterus albus (swamp eel), 1270 nucleotides. RefSeq lists its product as uncharacterized. The coding region runs from base 1 to 1149 and encodes 382 amino acids. The transcript is spliced from 8 exons. Lineage: Eukaryota; Metazoa; Chordata; Actinopteri; Synbranchiformes; Synbranchidae. The record is from RefSeq and is a predicted model, not a curated record.